AUGACGUCGGGACUCCCUCAGCCUUAUAAUCUCUCCUUUACGGAUCAGUAUCCCUUACUACAGUACUAUCGUGCAAGAGACGGUCCCAUCGGCACGGAUUGGAACCUGUCAUAUACAGGAUGUGAACAGAGUGCAUGGAGUACCACGAACGACUGGGCCAACGGGACAAGCGUGCACAGCACAACGGCCCCCGAUAAUGCCGUGUCGCUCAUGUGGGUUGGUACUGCUGUGUGGCUGUACGGCCAAGGAGGCAGAGGAAACUAUACGGUCCAGGUCGACGACGGCGCUGCGAUCCUUGGUUUGGGCAGCGAUGACGAAGGGUUGCUCUUCAGCCAGAUAGGCAUGGAAUACGGCUCGCACACGGUUAAUCUUGCGCUGGUUGCAGGCGAACUCGCCUUCACCGGCGGAAUCGUCACCGUCGGUAUGGGCGUCGAGGGCGUAGCUAUGGUCGUCGGAAACCUCUCCGCUACAGAAACCAAUUCAGCUGGAGCACUCACUGUGAACUCGUUCUACAACACCAAGGGUGACGGCUGGACCAUGUCAGAUUCUUUCUUCUACCCGCGCUUGGUCACUUCUACUCCAAAUGCAUCGGUGACGUUCGCCCUCUUUGAUCCUGUUGCAUUCGCAAUAUAUGGUAGCGUCGAUGAUACCGCGGGACAGUUCAGUAUCUCGACAGAACCUCCCCUUGCGUACCCAGGCAACAACGUCCAAUACGGCAAUGCCUAUUCUCACUGGCGUGCCUUCGAUCAGCUGAAAGCCUUCAUUACCGCCUUUGACAGUUCAACAAGCUAUAACUUGACAAUAACUAAUACCGCGUCAAAUGCAACCCUGGAUCUUACCAAAGUCACGAUAUAUAGCGCAUCUGAGAUACUUUCACCUAUCUCGAGUCCCUCGAGGUCCCUAGACAAGGGCGAUAUCGCGGGGAUCAUUCUCGGAUGCGUAUUUGGAAUGGUCCUGCUCCUUUCGUUGAUCAUUUGUGUUCUCAGAAGAUAUAGAGAUGGCUGGAAAUCCGUGCCACUGGAGCCUAUUACACCGUAUGACCUCAUCGCCAUGGAUCAGGAGAGGCAAAUGCGAGAGACUGACAAUCGCCUGUCGAACAGCGUCGAGGGCGUGGAGCCUUGUCGAGGAGCCGGUGUCUGUCUCGUAAUAGACGAGCCUCCAAGAAGCGGCGUGACAUCCCCUCCGCCUUAUCAGUCGGAAUGGGGCGGCAGCAUCAGACGAAUACUUCCUAGGAAAUCGUGAAGAGGUCUACAGUCAGGUUUGUGUACUUCGGCAUCGAGCAUCUGCAUCCUAGCUCGUGCCGUAUCAACCAUGCUGCGCGAUGCAAUGGCCCCCAUUUCUGACGCGCAUACAUCGAUCAUCAGGAGGAAAUACUUUGGGGUUGUUUCUUUACUUGUUUUCAGCAUGUUGAAAGCUUGUGCUCGGAAGGUAUCGAUAGAUUAGAACCGGCUG
Molecule: messenger RNA, 1452 nt
Organism: Laetiporus sulphureus 93-53
Lineage: Eukaryota; Fungi; Basidiomycota; Agaricomycetes; Polyporales; Laetiporaceae
Exons: 6
Coding region: 1-1242 (413 amino acids)
Source: RefSeq, a predicted model, not a curated record